UCUUUUUGGCAACAAACAAACAGAGUCUUGAAAAGCAGCGAAAAGAAACCGACCAGAGUCUUAGAUAAAUUCCUUAUUCACAUGGACGUAACAUUUUCAUUGCGCCCUUUCGGACCCGAACCAACCAAUUAACUCCUCACCCACAUCAUCCGAGACAGCGACACUUUCACCAUUUCGAUCGCCGCGACUCUCCGCCGCGUCACCGCCUUGCAUUUCGCCCUUCUCCUUUAUCUGCACUGCACAUGGACCCCGCCUUUCGCCACCGUUUCCUUAACAUAUCCCCCUCCGCCGUCCAAGUAAACGGAAAUGAAGAUGAGCUGAAUGAGCACGACGUUCUCUGGACCAAUGACUUCGCCGAACAAAGCCCCAUUCAUUCCACCACCGCCAAUGAAAGUAUUAACCGCAGCCGCGCAUCUAUCUCUCGUAACUCCGGGAUUCUCGCGGCUUUACCGGAAUCUAAUCACCACUCUGUACUCUAUCGUAAGCCUUCAAUUCCUUCGUCGUCCAAGUCAAUUCCGUUGAUACCGAGGCCACCACAGGGUGAGAGAGAAUACGCGUCACAAUCUGUUCCUGGUGCGAGGAAGCUGAACCAAUCAGCUCCUAUGAAUGUACCAGUACUGUCAAUUGCGAUGGCGAAGCAGAGGAAUAGCAAGUUCCGGGAAGAAGACGACGACGACGGCGGCGGAGAUGAGGAGAUACUGCCGCCUCACGAGAUCGUGGCGCGAGCGUCCAGAAACUCGCCGAAGACCACGUUUUCGGUGCUGGAAGGGGUUGGAAGGACGCUGAAGGGGAGGGAUCUGAGACAGGUGAGGAAUGCCGUAUGGCGCCAAACUGGAUUUCUUGAUUGAUAUAUUAUUUCUUCGGAAAAAAAAAAACUAUGUUAUUCUGGCUUCUCACUGUGAGAUAUUUAAUAUAGUGAAUUUGGCUUUUUUUUUUUAAAAAAAAAAUUUAAAAAUUUGAAUUAUUGGUUUAGACUGAUGUACUAUCUAUAUGGAUUAGAUUCAUGGAGUAGAAUAUGAACUGAUCUUCAUUAACUAUAAGUUAUUGGUUUCAGCUUUUGUUUCCA
Messenger RNA from Manihot esculenta (cassava), 1066 nucleotides. RefSeq lists its product as uncharacterized. Bases 243 to 848 code for a protein of 201 amino acids. The record is from RefSeq and is a predicted model, not a curated record. The transcript has a single exon. NCBI's taxonomy places the organism in Eukaryota, Viridiplantae, Streptophyta, Magnoliopsida, Malpighiales, Euphorbiaceae.